CUCAGGACACCCGCCCCAGCCCCCCACCAUGGUCUUGGCGUCCACCACCUCCGCCAUGCCCGGGCGUCUCCCUUCACCUAGCUGGCCCGGCAACCACAGCCAGGAGGCGCCAUUGGAUGCCCGGGACCCGCUGCUGGCCCAGGCAGAGCUAGCCCUGCUCGCCACGGUCUUUGUGGCCGUGGCUCUGAGCAAUGGCCUGGUGUUGGGGGCCCUAGUGCGACGGGGCCGGCGGGGCCGCUGGGCGCCCAUGCAUGUCUUCAUCGGCCACUUGUGCCUGGCCGACCUGGCCGUUGCUCUGUUCCAAGUGCUGCCCCAGCUGGCCUGGGAUGCCACUGACCGCUUCCGUGGGCCCGACGCCCUGUGUCGGGCUGUCAAGUACCUGCAGAUGGUAGGCAUGUAUGCCUCGUCCUACAUGAUCCUAGCCAUGACGCUGGACCGCCACCGCGCCAUCUGCCGCCCCAUGCUGGCAUACCGCCACGGAGGUGGGGCUCACUGGAACCGGCCAGUGCUGGUGGCCUGGGCCUGCUCGCUCCUUCUCAGCCUGCCCCAGCUGUUCAUCUUUGCCCAGCGCGAUGUGGGAGAUGGCAGUGGGGACCUCGACUGCUGGGCCCACUUUGCAGAGCCCUGGGGACUUCGCGCCUAUGUCACCUGGAUCGCCCUGAUGGUGUUUGUGGCGCCUGCCCUGGGUAUUGCUGCCUGCCAGGUGCUCAUCUUCCGGGAGAUCCAUGCCAGUCUGGUGCCAGGGCCAUCAGAGAGGGCUGGGGGGCGCCGCAGAGGGUGCCGGACAGGCAGGCCCAGUGAGGGAGCCCAGGUGUCAGCAGCCAUGGCCAAGACCGUCAGGAUGACGCUGGUGAUUGUGAUCGUCUAUGUGCUGUGCUGGGCGCCCUUCUUCCUUGUGCAGCUGUGGGCAGCAUGGGACCCGGAGGCGCCUCGGGAAGGGCCCCCCUUCGUGCUGCUCAUGCUGCUGGCCAGCCUCAACAGCUGCACCAACCCCUGGAUCUACGCCUCCUUCAGCAGCAGCAUCUCCUCGGAGCUGCGUGGCUUGCUCUGCUGGGCCCGGAGGCACGUCCCCGCCAGCCUGGGGCCCCAAGAUGAGUCCUGCGCCACUGCCAGUUCCUCCCUGGCCAAGGACACCUCCUCGUGAGGAGCUGGUGGGAACCUUCCUUCCAGAGGCUCCAUGAAGCUCAGCUGCCUGCCUGGGAGCCACUGAGAGAGAGGGGCCCACAGAGAAUUGGCCUGGGGCCCCGUCACUGCCACACCCUCUGGGGUUAGCCAUCCCCAGCUGGACAACGAGGACAUCAGGCUCCGGGACUGGGAGGGCCCCUUAAGUCAGCUCCUCUGUGCCAGCACGGGGAGGGGCUGAGGCAGAGGGCUGCGAGGCCUGGGGUGGCAAGCGUCCCCCAUGCGACAGGUCUGGGGAGCCAAAGAAGGGGCAGGGUGGGGCUGAGGACCUUCCUGUCUACACCUCUCUAAUUACUCCCUUCUUCCCUCCCUUCUCACUCUCUCCCUAAUAAAAGUUGCAGCCCAUUUUCCACA
This is a messenger RNA of Galeopterus variegatus (Sunda flying lemur), 1536 nucleotides long. It is a transcript of the gene AVPR2, whose product is annotated as arginine vasopressin receptor 2. Gene Ontology annotation, biological process: positive regulation of vasoconstriction; regulation of systemic arterial blood pressure by vasopressin; G protein-coupled receptor signaling pathway. The coding region runs from base 29 to 1144 and encodes 371 amino acids. NCBI's taxonomy places the organism in Eukaryota, Metazoa, Chordata, Mammalia, Dermoptera, Cynocephalidae. Gene Ontology annotation, molecular function: vasopressin receptor activity; peptide binding. The transcript is spliced from 4 exons. Gene Ontology annotation, cellular component: membrane. The record is from RefSeq and is a predicted model, not a curated record.